AUGGGAGACUUGUCGUUGGUGCUCAUUUUGAUCUUCAAUCUCUCGCUAAAAGGGUUGAUUUGGGACGAGAGUCUUGAAUCAGUUGAAAGGGUAGAGGAAGAAGUAGUUGUGCAGGGAGAAGAAUUUUUCUACUAUUUAUUGUUUUUGUGCGAGAUUCUUUUGUGUAAAUGGAGUGAUGUAGGGGGCGACGGGGAACGGGGGCGCGGGGGAAUUUGGGCGCGGGGGCGGGGGAAUUCCCCGUUUGCUCAUUCCUACCAGAACCCCAGGCCUGUUCACCACCGCAUCCCCAACUUCGUCGGCGCCUCCGCUGCUGCCGAUAAAUUGGGCGGGUUGGAAGCGUUCCGUGUCGGGAACUGUGUGAAAGUGAACCCGGAUUCUCCUCAGAAGCAAGUCAGGUUUCUCACACUCUCUGAUGGGAAGAAGCUGUUAACUCCUCAACCCCGUUUACGGACUGGGUUUUUCUCUGUGCUUGAAUCUGAAAUGAUGACUCCUAGUACUUUGAAAGAGGCUUGCACCUCUGUUGGGGUGGCCAAACACGGGCGGCCUAUUGGAUUAGAUGAGAAAAUCAAGGUUGAUCUUAUUGUCAUUGGCUCCGUUGCUGUUGAUCCCAGGACAGGUGCUCGACUUGGCAAGGGUGAGGGAUUUGCAGAGCUUGAAUAUGGGAUGCUGCGAUACAUGGGAGCCAUUGAUGAUUCAACACCAGUUGUCACUACUGUGCAUGACAGUCAAUUAGUAGAUGAUAUUCCAAUUGAGAAGCUGUUAGUCCAUGAUGUACCAGUUGACAUCAUAUGCACUCCAACCCAGGUCAUAUUUACCAACACAUCAAUUCCAAAGCCUCAAGGGAUUUACUGGGACAAAUUGUCUCCGGAGAAGCUGGGGCAAAUUAAAAUACUCAGAGAGCUGAAGAGAAGGAUUGAACAAGAGACUGGACAAAAAUUGCCAUGCGGUCCAUCAGAGAAACUGCCUCCCACAGCGCGAAGAGGAGCUAACUUGGUAGGUGGUAAAAGGAUAUAAAA
Molecule: messenger RNA, 1016 nt
Organism: Rosa chinensis
Lineage: Eukaryota; Viridiplantae; Streptophyta; Magnoliopsida; Rosales; Rosaceae
Product: 5-formyltetrahydrofolate cyclo-ligase-like protein COG0212
Exons: 9
Coding region: 1-1014 (337 amino acids)
Cellular component (GO): cytoplasm
Source: RefSeq, a predicted model, not a curated record